This is a messenger RNA of Cynoglossus semilaevis (tongue sole), 2558 nucleotides long. Its product is annotated as slit homolog 1 protein-like. Gene Ontology annotation, molecular function: protein binding. The coding region runs from base 203 to 2458 and encodes 751 amino acids. The record is from RefSeq and is a predicted model, not a curated record. NCBI's taxonomy places the organism in Eukaryota, Metazoa, Chordata, Actinopteri, Pleuronectiformes, Cynoglossidae. Gene Ontology annotation, cellular component: plasma membrane. The transcript is spliced from 4 exons.
CCGUUGAAGCUCCUGGACUUCUAUUAAUAUUUCUUUUUUUUUUUCUCCUGAAAUGAUUUAAUCAUUACAAAAAGCUGUGUUUUUCAAGGUUACUCCAGGUUUGGAACUACCUGUACUGAAUGUCCAGGCUGUUGUAACUGCAUGACCUUGACAAAUGCUUGCACAGUGGUUUGUCUUUGUUUAGUUAAUACCUAAUGAUUAGAUGAGGGGAUUCUGGGCACCAAAUGACUGCAGAGAUUUCAGCAAGUCGGCUCUUCUGAAUCUGCACGAUACAGGUCUACCAACCAGAAAGCAAGAAGUCAUGAAGUUCUGGAAUCCUGUGUUUUUUCUCUGGUUGGCGUAUUGCUGCCAGGGUUCUCUGUCCUGCCCUGCUCUUUGUAAAUGCUACACCAGAAGAGCUGAAGUGGUCUGCAAUGAGGUUCCUCUCACAGAGUACCCCUCUGAGGACCUGCCCCCCAACACCACCAUGGUCACUAUCCAGGCCACAAACAUCACCACCAUCUCUGAGAGACACCUGAACGCUACACCCCUGCUACAAGAGCUCCACCUGAACAGCAACCACCUCCAACACCUGCCUGCUAAUGUUCUCAGAGGUGUUCCUCAGCUCCACACUUUGGACCUAACAGAAAACAGGAUCUCUGAGCUCCCUUCAGACGUCUUCAGCCACGCACCUCUGCGUAACCUGGUGCUUAAGAAUAAUCAGAUUGAAAAAGUGAACGCUGACUGGAUUCCUGAGAACAGCAGUGUGACUUGGCUGGACUUAUCUGAGAAUCGCCUCCAGAAGGUCCCAGCUGCUCUGCUGCAGAAGAUGCCCCACCUGGAGACCCUUGAUCUUUCUGACAACCGUCUUGAGUAUAUGUCUGCAAAAUCCUUGGAGCGGUUGACCAAACUUGAGAGCCUAAAACUGCAGGACAACAAGCUGGAAACUCUGGAGGAGUCCACUUUCAAAAACAAUCGCAACCUCACUUUUCUGUUCCUCUCCCGUAACAAGUUUAACAAAAUCCCCUCGAACCUUUUCCAGGGCCUGACUGAGCUCAAAGCCCUGGCCCUGGACCAAAACAAUCUAAGCCACAUCCCACCAGGGUCUCUGGACCAGCUGAGCACCUUGGACAAGGACGGUCUAGACCUGACCUCCAACCCCUGGCAGUGUGACGGGAAGGUGGAGUACCUGUGGAGGUGGAUCCAGAAGAACAAGGAGAAGAUGUUCCUGCCGGAGAUACUCGUGUGUGCCCAACCUCCGGCCUUAUCAGGACGCUCUGUGAUGUCACUGACUCAGAGUGAACUCAGUCUUCAGACCUACAAGUAUCGAUUUGUUUGUGUGUGUGUGGUAACAUGUGUGCACCCGGUGCUGUUUGCUUCUUGCAACAUUUUUGUCCUGACUCAGUGGAGAAGAGAACAAAUAUAUUUGACACAGUUUCUACGACGAACUGUAGAUUUUACAACACGUAAGAAACUCGACGUUCUGAGUCAGUGUUUGACGAUGUCCCCGUGGCUCCUCCUCACUCUGACUGCCCUGGCUGAAUGCAGUUCUCUAAAACACAGCACCACCUCCUGUCCACAUCUGUGCUCCUGCUCUGGUCAGCAGUCUCAUGUGGAGUGCAGCCAGAGCUCCCUCACUGUCUUCCCUUCACAGGGUUUGUCUCCUCACACCACUCGAUUGUCCAUCCAGUCUACGGGUCUCAGCAACGUCACAGCCCAACAUCUGAAGACGCUUCCUCUUCUGAACCACCUACAGCUGUACCACAACAACCUGACAUACCUUCCUGCAGAUCUUCUUAACGGUGUUCCUUCUCUGGUCACAUUGGACCUCACCGGAAACAAGUUGGUUGAGCUUCCUCCAAAAGUCUUCAGUCAUGAUUUUCUCCAGAAUCUGGUGCUGAAGAACAACCAGAUUGAAAAGAUUGAUGUUGAGGUGUUUUCCAACAACAGCAGCCUGAUUUGGUUAGAUCUUUCAGGGAACCGUCUAACCUCCGUUCCCUCCGCUCUUCAUCUGAAGGUUCCUCGGCUGCAGAACCUGGACUUGAGUCACAACAACCUGCAGGUGCUGGAACCUGAUGUUCUGAUAAACCUAUGUUGGCUGGAGACGCUGAAUCUUGCUGGGAACAAACUGACAACCCUAAAACCCAGAACUUUUACCUACAACCUCAAACUGACCAAACUCUUUCUGCAGGAGAACCAUCUCCAGGAUUUACCCAAGAUCCUCUUGCAAGGUCUUCAACGUCUGGAACUGGUGAUGCUGAAUCACAAUCACCUUCAGCAUCUUCCUCCAGGCUUCCUGGGUGAAAGGGAAUCCUCCUCCUUUCAAGUAGUCCUGACAGGAAACCCCUGGAUGUGUGAUGACAAGAUUGAGUAUCUCAAGACGUGGCUCCAGGCCCAUCCAGGGAGUGCCAUCUUUGUAGAGGAGGUGACCUGUUCAGGGCCUGAAGGUCUUAAACAUCGACAAGUGGUUUCUUUAUAGAACUUCGUCUUUGGUCCAACAGAAAAGACCCAAAAAAAAGGAUAAACCAAAACAUUCAGACGGUUCAAUUUGUCCAAAUAAAACGUCAUGAUUCCUUUUC